Musa acuminata subsp. malaccensis (wild Malaysian banana) is the source of this 2166-nucleotide messenger RNA. NCBI's taxonomy places the organism in Eukaryota, Viridiplantae, Streptophyta, Magnoliopsida, Zingiberales, Musaceae. The record is from RefSeq and is a predicted model, not a curated record.
CACAAAUAUUUCCAUGAUCUUGCUUUACACCAAAAACCGCAAUCGACGUUGCUGGCAAUUAAUGGAUGCAUUUAUCCAAGCUUUUUCCAUUCGGCGGGCAUCACAACGCAAGCUUAUCCCUGUGUUUCCCAUAGUAACUAGGAACUCCAACUUGCACGAUGGGAAGCAAAUGCCACAUGGAGGGAGGUGAUAGAAUUCAUGCAAAGGCUUCGAAAGUUGGAGUUCUUGACUGGGGAUUGCUCGAGAGAUGGAAGUACCAUCAGAAAUGUGUGGCUCGUGGGGGAACCAAAAGAUCAAACUCUGUCAACAACAGAUCCCCAUUGCUGCAUACUUUUGGGUCGUCUACCCUGUGUACUGGAAGCACAUGGAGAGCUCUUCCUAAGCAAGAAGAAUUUGCUUCUGUGGAUUACAAAACGAAAGAGAUCGUUGUAUCUCGACAUCUCACAAGCUUUAAUGAUGCAGAUACUGCAGAUAUGAAGUCCAUGUUCUCUGAUGUGUGCUUCCAUAUGGACUCUGGAAUUUUACAUCCACCUUCCAGCCUCAUUAAUGGUCAAACCUCAGCUCCUGGAGCAAAAGCCACAGAGACCCAAGCCCAUCGACCAGAAAAUGCAGAGAAGCUCCAAGGCUAUCCUCGUGAUCUAGAUUUCAUGGGCAAUUGGCAGCAGCUAUGUCAUGAUACUAGUAAUUUGUGGGAUCAUCUUCAAGCCAGUGCUCAGAUCAGACGCAAUAGUUUUGAGUCAUAUUUCGAUUAUGCCAAAAGCUUGUCACUUUGCCAUCUUGACAACGCUAAGGACAUCAAAGGAUCUCCCCAUAUUGGUACACUCAAUACUUUUCGACCAGAGACUGAAAUCUCUACUAAGAAAUCAAUCGAGAAGGGAAAGGAAUCGUCCAAUCAUCAGUCAAGUGUCAGGCCAACAUGGAUGAUUCGAAGUGCUAGCUCAAGGGAUGGUUCCUCUGCACCAGUACUGGUGAGACCAUUUGAUGGCAGUAAGGAAGCGUCAAGUAGGCGUAGUCCACUGAGGAGGAUGUUUGACACUCUGCUGAAGCCAAAGAACCUAAGUGAGAAGGGUGGAAAUCUAACAUAUAAAGAACCUGAUAAAACCAAACACGCUCUUCUCCAACUUGCUUGGGAAAAUGGGCAGCCUAUGUUUAUGUUCUCAUCCACAGACGGUGAUGUUCUUGCAGCAAUGUUGACACAGCAAAGCGAAACAGAGAAGGAUGAUUUGGAAUGCAUUUACACAAUACACUGCAUUCAACAACGUGAGAAGAAAUCAGGAGCUUGGAUUGGAUUGGGAAGGAAGAGCGGGAAGCAUCAGCUGGUAUCUGAUGCCACUGGCAGGAUGAACGUUUUCAGAUCGAGAAACUAUGAUGCCAAAAGUCAUCAAGUCACAAGAGAGUUUGUGUUGCUUGGUGCUGAACCAACACCACCAUCUCAUGGGCCUGUUGAUUUCUCAUUGAACAGCGAGCUGGCUGCCAUUGUUGUCAAUGUUCCAGAAGAAAUGGCAGAAGAUAAUACAGUAAUUGUCCUUCCUGGUGGAACUCAUGGCUCUUCAACUGAUGCCAAACCGCCAUCUUUGAUCGAGAGAUGGAGAUCAGGAGGAGCAUGCGACUGCGGAGGUUGGGAUGAGGGUUGCAGGCUGACUGUUCUAAGCAAAAGCUUCCUUCAGGGAGGAGGAUCGCGGGCAAAUGGACAUGUCUUCCGAAUGGUUUCUUUGAAGGAGGGACUGUAUAGAGUUGAGUUUGGGACGUCCAUCGCUUGGCUUCAGGCUUUCGCAAUAGGUUUAGCGAUCAUUCACGGAAAGAAUCCCACCAACAACUCCGGCGAGCCAAAAUGGUUGCUGGAACGAACGGUCAGGCGUCGUCAUGCCGGGAACACUGAAGCAAUAGUCCAAGGGGCGUCUCCGACGAGCUAUGUACCGUAUUGUCCACCUCUUUCGCCUGUUGGAAGAGCUUAGUUGCAUCUGCAACAUUACCACAGCAUGCUUGCCUUGUCCUAUGAUCCUAUCUCGCAUGGAUUUGACGCUUGCUAAUAUGUGAUGGAAUUCAUCUCCAUCCUGGUAUCAUCGAAGCUUACCGCUGUUGUACAUGGAGGUUGGGGAGUAGUCAUAUGUGUAUAUGGAUGCAUGAACAGAUUGAUAUAAGAGAAGAAAUGAAGUUUUCUUUUUA